ACAAUCGGCUGGGCGAGGCGGCGCCGGCGAUCAGAGCAGCGCUGGGUGUUCAGGGGCCAAGAUGGCGGCGCGCCGGGGACGGAGAGACCGAGUCGCGCCGCCUCCGACUGGGGGCCCGGGUCCUGACCCUGGCGGUGGAGUUCGCGGCGGCGGUUGGGCGAGUCGGAGCCCAGCGCCGUAUGGCACCGUGGGCGCCGUGAGCGCGGCGGAGCAGGUCCAUGAGGAGGGGGAUGACUCUAGCUUUGUCAAUCUUUCUCGACUGGGCCCAUCCUUGAGGGAUAAAGACCUGGAAAUGGAGGAGCUGAUAAUGCAGGAUGAGGCACUACUAGGGACCAUGCAGAGCUACAUGGAUGCUUCCCUCAUCUCCCUCAUUGAGGAUUUUGGGAGUCUUGGAGAGAGCAGGUUAUCAAUGGAGGACCAGAAUGAAAUGUCGCUGCUCACAGCUCUGACAGAGAUCUUGGACAACGCAGAUUCUGAGAACCUGUCCCCAUUUGACAGCAUUCCUGAUUCAGAGCUGCUUGUAUCUCCUCGGGAGAGCUCCUCUCUUCACAAGCUACUCACUCUCUCUCGGACACCCCCAGAACGUGACCUCAUCACCCCAGUUGACCCUUUGGGGCCUAGCACAGGCAGUAGCAGGGUUGAGAUGUCCCUUUCAGAUUCUCCUUGGGACAUCCCUCCACCUUUCUUGGAAACUUCUUCCCCUAAACUGCCUAGUUGGAGACCCUCAAGGUCAAGACCUCGAUGGGGUCAGUCCCCUCCCCCCCAGCAGCGCAGUGAUGGAGAAGAGGAGGAGGAGGUCGCCAGCUUCAGCGGUCAGAUGCUUGCUGGAGAACUGGACAACUCUGUCAACAGCUUGGACUUCCCCAUGCACUUGGCAUGCCCAGAGGAAGAAGACAACCCAACAUCAGCAAAGGUGGCAGCGUCGGCACCCGGGGAUGAGAGCAUCUCCUCCUUGAGUGAGCUGGUCCGCGCCAUGCAUCCAUACUGCUUGCCCAACCUCACCCACUUGGCAUCACUUGAGGAUGAACUUCAGGAACAGGCUGAUGAUUUAACCCUGCCCGAGGGUUGUGUGGUACUGGAAAUAGUGGGCCAGGCCGCCACAGCUGGUGAUGACCUGGAGAUCCCGGUUGUGGUGAGGCAGAUUCCUUCUGGGUCCCAGUCUGUGCUCUUGGAUGAGACUGCAGAGACCAGUAGUGCCCUGCAGCUACUCAUGCCCGCCAUGGAGGCUGAAACGGAAGCUGUUGUGCCUAAGGUUGCCCCUUGCCCUGAUCAAGAAUUAUCAUUGAACCCUGCCUGCUUAUUGGAGCCCAGGGAAAUCACGGAGUCACUGGCACCCAGGGUCCCUCAGAGCCCACCUUCCAAUUCGAUUCCGGGAUCUCAGAGAGUUCCCAGGAAGGGCAGGAAGAAGAAGAGUAAGGAGCAGCCAGCAGUCUGUUUGGAGGGCUAUACCAGGAGGCUGAGAUCAUCCUCUCGAGGACAGUCUGCUGUGGCUGCAGAGGCAAACUCUCAAGCAGGCACCUUACAGAAACAGCCUCGGGAAGGAGUUCAGAGAGAGGCUGAGGCUCCUCAGAGCAGGGGGAAGCCACGGGCAUGGGCUAGGGCAUGGGCAGCUGCCUUGGAGAAGACCGAGUCUGAGAACUUAGAGAGAAAUGCAGGACAGGGUAGUCCUGCUGAAGAAGGUGCUCUAGACCUCUACCCUGAGCUAGCUGAUACCAGCCAAGCCAACCCCAUUCUCUUACUAAAUGACUCUGCUCAGGCUGACCCCAUGCCCAUUGACUCUGUUGAAGCUGAUGCCGCUGCAUUUGGCCAUGCAGUAGCUGAUUGUAUACCUGUUGGCCAGGCUUCAGCUAGUACAGAGCUGGCUGGUCCUCUCCCUGUAGCCCCAGUGCUGACUGGCCCCAUCCUGGCUGACAGGACAGGAAUUGAACCUGUGGUAGCUGUUGCCACUUCAGAUAACUUGUCUCCAGCUGAUGCUAUCCCAGCUAACACAGUGGCAGUUGACCCUAUUCCAAAUGACCUGGCUCCAGUGGACCCUGUGCUAGUUAAGUGCAGACCAACCGACCCUAGACGGGCUGCAGUUGCAGCAGCUCAGGGCAAUCGUCUUUCUCUAGAGUCCUCAGACCAUCCCAGGGUCAUCACUCCUGAAGUCAAGAGUGUUGUAGGUCCUGCCAAGGUGGAAGGUAGCACCAGUGCUACAAGCCAAGAAGCCCGACCUCGGCCUCUCAGCCUGUCUGAGUACCGGCAGCGAAGGCAGCAACGGCAAACAGAGGCAGAAGGCAGGAAUUCUCAGCCCCCAGUUGGCAAGUGGCCUAGUCUCCCAGAGACCCCCACAAGACUGGCAGAUAUCCCUUGUCUUGUUCCACCAGCCCCAGCCAAGAAGGCCGCUCCACAGCGGAGCUCCGUAGCUAUACCAGAGACGUGUUUGGUGUCUGUGGGUGGCAGCUCUGCUUCCCCUAGUCCUGAGCCAUCUGCAAGCAGACCUAUGGUUUCAACUCACUCUGAACAGGUGCCAUCGCAUGAGAUGCCACUUCCAGUUAGACCGCCCCCUCCUGCCUUGCAGUCUGUGUCUUCUGCUGGGCCCAUCCCUCCCACAGUGCCCACUCCUUUGCCGUUUCCUCCAGGCAUACCUCCUGUGCUUUCUCUUCCUUCAAGUGGCCAUGGGGUCCCCAGUCUGCCCCCACCUUCCUUGCAACCGCCUGGACUUAGAGUGUCAAUGAGACAGAUACCACCUGACCCCUACACUCACUAUGCCCCUGUGCCACCCUGGCCUUGUUAUCCCUCUGUGUCCCCUUCUGGAUAUCCUUGUCUUCCUCCACAACCAACGGUGCCCAUGGUGUCUGGUACUCCUGGUACCUAUGCUGUACCCCCAACUUGCAAUGUGCCUUGGGUACCCCCUCCUGCCCCGGUCUCACCCUACAGCUCCAGCUGUGCCUAUGGGCCCCUAGGGUGGGGCCCGGGGCUGCAACAGCCUCCCUUCUGGUCUACUGUGUCUCCACCUCCUUUGUCUUCAGCCUCCACUGGAAGAGCUGUGGAACCCAGUAGUAAUCCAGCUGGUCCUGAAGACACUCUUCCUGUGCCAGUGACUUCUUCCCCAAGUUCUGGGUCAGCCAGCCCCAUAGCUCCACCUCCUCCUCCACCACCAAUAGAGCCUGCAAAGCUGGAGGAUCAGCCAGUCCGGAUAGAGCCUGCAAAGCUGGAGGAUCAGCCAAUCCGGAUAGAGCCUGGAAAGCUGGAGGAUCAGCCAAUCCGGAUAGAGCCUGGAAAACUGGAGGAUCAGCCAAUCCGGAUAGAGCUUACAAAGCUGGAGGAUCAGCCAAUCCGGAUAGAGCCUACAAAGCUGGAGGCUCAGCCAAUCCUGAUAGAGCCUACAAAGCUGGAGGCUCAGCCAAUCCGGAUAGAGCCUACAAAGCUGGAGGUUCAGCCAGUGCCGAUAGAGCCUGCAAAGCUGGAGGUUCAGCCAGUGCCUGUGUCUCCCCAACCAAAACCCAAAGUGUCUGCCCUGGUACAAAAUCCCCAGAUCAAGGCUUCACCGUGCCUGUCUGCUGUUGGGGAGUCUGUGUCAGAGAAGCUAAAACCUGAGGCGCAGGAGAACAGAACGAGGGAGAAGCCCCUUUCUGCAGCUGUCAAGGCUGUUCCCUUGCCCAGGCAGAACACUGUCGCAAAACUGCCUGCUGUCCAUCCAGCCCGUCUAAGGAAGCUGUCCUUCCUGCCCACUCCACGGUCUCAGGGUCCUGAGGAUGUGGUACAGGCAUUCAUCAGUGAGAUUGGAAUCGAAGCAUCAGACCUGUCCAGUCUGUUGGAGCAGUUUGAGAAAUCAGAAGCCAAAAAGGAGUGUCCUCUCCCGGCUCCUGCUGACAGCUUGGCUGUAGGAAACUCAGGCAGCAUUGACACUCCCCAGGAGAAGAGACCCCUAGACCGGUUACAAGCCCCAGAACUGGCCAACGUGGCAGGGCUCACCCCUCCAGCUACCCCUCCCCACCAGUUAUGGAAGCCCCUGGCUGCUGUCUCACUGCUGGCCAAAGCCAAAUCUCCUAAAUCUACCGCCCAGGAGGGAGCCCUGAAGCCUGAAGGAGUUACAGAGACCAAACACCCAGCUGCAGCCUGCUUCCAAGAUGGGGUUCAUGGCCCUAGUCCCGUCCAUGUGGGCUCUGGGGACCAUGACUAUUGUGUCCGAAGCAGGACACCCCCAAAAAAGGUGCCUGCCCUAGUCAUUCCAGAGGUGGGCUCCCGAUGGAAUGUCAAGCGCCAUCAGGACAUCACCAUCAAACCUGUCUUGUCAUUGGGCCCAGCUGCUCCCCUACUUCCAUGCAUAACUUCCCAGGAGCCACUUGAUCACAGGACUAGCAAUGAGCAGGCAGAGCCUUCAGCGCCUUGUCUUGCCCCAUCCACCUUGCUGUCUCCUGAGGCCUCACCCUGCCGGAAUGACAUGAACACUAGGACUCCCUCUGAGCCCCCAGGCAAACAGCGGUCAAUGCGCUGUUACCGAAAAGCCUGCAGAUCAGUCAGCCCCCCAGGUCGGGGCUGGCAGGGCCGCCGUGGCCGCAGCAGCCGGUCUGUCAGCUCUGGGUCCAACCGGACCAGCGAAGCAUCCUCAUCUUCAUCGGUGUCUUCCUCAUCCCGAUCCCGGUCCAGGUCCCUCUCCCCCCCCCACAAGAGGUGUCGAAGGUCUAGCUGCAGUUCCUCUGGACGUUCCAGAAGGUGUUCGUCCUCUUCGUCGUCUUCAUCAUCAUCUUCCUCCUCUUCCUCAUCAUCUAGUUCCAGAAGCCGUUCUCCCUCUGUGUCCCCUCGGAGGAGAAGUGACCGAAGGCGGUGGUACAGCUCUUACCGUUCGAAUGACCAUUACCAAAGGCAGAGGGUGCUGCAGAAGGAGCGUGCAAUAGAAGAGAGAAGGGUGGUCUUCAUUGGGAAAAUACCUGGCCGCAUGACUCGGUCAGAGCUGAAGCAGAGGUUCUCUGUUUUUGGAGAGAUUGAGGAAUGCACCAUUCAUUUUCGUGUCCAGGGUGACAACUAUGGUUUCGUCACUUACCGAUAUGCUGAGGAGGCAUUUGCAGCCAUUGAGAGUGGCCAUAAGCUGCGGCAGGCAGAUGAACAGCCCUUUGAUCUCUGUUUUGGGGGCCGCAGGCAGUUCUGCAAGAGGAGUUACUCUGAUCUUGACUCCAAUCGGGAAGACUUUGAUCCUGCCCCUGUGAAGAGCAAAUUUGAUUCUCUUGACUUUGAUACGUUGUUGAAACAAGCCCAGAAGAACCUGAGGAGGUAACCCUGGGCACUCCUCCCCCACCCAUCUUCUCUGGAGGUGCCCAACCUCCUUCACCCCCCUCCCCCAGUCUAGGGGGAGAGCUGCUAGUGUGGAAAUGACUGUUUUAUAAAGAAAUUGGAAAAAGUUAAAUAAAAAAUGUGUUAAACUGGGA
Messenger RNA from Phodopus roborovskii (desert hamster), 5408 nucleotides. RefSeq names its product PPARG related coactivator 1 (gene Pprc1). The record is from RefSeq and is a predicted model, not a curated record. Lineage: Eukaryota; Metazoa; Chordata; Mammalia; Rodentia; Cricetidae. The transcript has 14 exons. Gene Ontology annotation, cellular component: nucleus. Bases 62 to 5257 code for a protein of 1731 amino acids. Gene Ontology annotation, molecular function: RNA binding; transcription factor binding. Gene Ontology annotation, biological process: positive regulation of transcription by RNA polymerase II.